CCGCGCUCACCGAGCCUGCGCUCACCGCUCCCGCCUUCUCCCUUCAGCCGAGGCCGCCGCCGCCGCCUCUCUUUUCGGCAGCCAUGGAGUCCUCCACUUUUACCCUGGUGCCCGUCCUCACCCAAUUGAGCAACCGUCAGAGCCACCUUCCAGUUGGCACAGCCCUCAUCGCCAUCGGUGUCCGACGCCUGUGCCACGGCCAUGUCACUCCUGGCAACCCUGGGGCUGGAGCUGGACAGGGCCCUGCUCCCAGCUAGCGGGCUGGGCUGGCUUGUAGACUAUGGGAAACUCCCCCUGGCCCCUGCCCCCCUGGCUCCCUAUGAGGUCCUUGGGGGAGCCCUGGAGGGCGGGCUUCCAGGGGGGGGAGAGCCCCUGGCAGGUGAUGGCUUCUCUGAUUGGAUGACCGAACGAGUUGACUUCACAGCUCUCCUCCCCCUGGAAGCCCCACUUCCCUCCGGUGCCCUCCCUCCCCCUUCCCCAGCCCCCCCUGAUCUGGAAGUCAUGGCAUCCUUACUCAAAAAGGAGCUAGAACAGAUGGAAGACUUCUUCCUGGAUGCCCCCCUCCUCCCACCAUCUUCCCCACCACCACCCCUGCCACCUGCGCCCACCCUCCCUCUGCCCCUCCCCACGUUUGACCUCCCCCAGCCCCCUGCCCUGGAUACCCUGGACCUGCUGGCCAUUUACUGCCGCAGUGAGGCUGGGCCGGGGGACAUGGGCUUGGCAUCCCUGCCAGGCCCCCAGGUGCCCCCUCCUCCUCCUCCUCUCCCUCCUCCACCACCACCGCCAUCUUGCCGCCCAGCCCCUUACCCCAAUCCUGCCACCACCCGUGGGGACCGCAAGCAGAAAAAGAGAGACCAGAACAAGUCAGCGGCUCUCAGGUACCGCCAGAGAAAGCGGGCGGAGGGCGAGGCCCUGGAGGGCGAGUGCCAGGGGCUGGAGGCCAGGAACCGGGAGCUGAGGGAGAGGGCGGAGUCGGUGGAGCGGGAGAUCCAGUAUGUCAAGGAUCUGCUCAUUGAGGUGUACAAGGCCCGCAGCCAGAGGACCCGCAGCAGCUAGACAGGGCUGGGGCCCAGUGACAGGUCCCCUUUCGUCCCCUUCUGUCUUUGUCCUCAUAAUCGCCUCUCACCCAUGUUUGAGUUUUUCCCCCCCUACCAGAUGUUCAACAUCUGCGCACACACACACUCACAUCCCCUCUCCCCCAGUGUAUCCCAGGGAACUGAGGCCCUCCGUGGGAGCUAGGAGCUCUGGCUCUGCAGUUCCUUUGCUUUUUCUUGUGGGACUGGGGAUGAGCCCAGGGCAUGGUACAUGACUUCUGCUCCCUUCCCAUGAGGCUCUAAGAUUUCAAUGAGUGGUUUCCUGCAAAUGGGGCAGAGGGGCCACAGGGCCAAGCCAGGAGGGAAGCUACCAUGCAAAGAAGAGAACACAGCUUAAAAGCAGGCCAGCUCAGGGAGGGAGGAAACCAGUCCACAGAUCCAGAUGGUGGGGAAGAAAGGGGUACUGUAGCUGGUGGCUGGGUAGGGAGGAUUCAUUUUAGCUUGGGAAAGAAUCAGUGUUUGUGAAGGUGUUGGGAUGGGCUACACAUAGGUGAAGGGGGCGCUGGUCCAGGGU
This is a messenger RNA of Dipodomys ordii (Ord's kangaroo rat), 1608 nucleotides long. RefSeq names its product activating transcription factor 5 (gene Atf5). Gene Ontology annotation, molecular function: DNA-binding transcription activator activity, RNA polymerase II-specific; RNA polymerase II transcription regulatory region sequence-specific DNA binding. The record is from RefSeq and is a predicted model, not a curated record. The transcript is spliced from 3 exons. Bases 202 to 1056 code for a protein of 284 amino acids. Gene Ontology annotation, cellular component: nucleus. Gene Ontology annotation, biological process: regulation of transcription by RNA polymerase II. NCBI's taxonomy places the organism in Eukaryota, Metazoa, Chordata, Mammalia, Rodentia, Heteromyidae.